Molecule: messenger RNA, 2109 nt
Organism: Acanthosepion pharaonis
Lineage: Eukaryota; Metazoa; Mollusca; Cephalopoda; Sepiida; Sepiidae
Source: the annotation of a GenBank genome assembly
AUGAAUAAAAGGUUUAAGGUAUCUAUCUACUGCAUUGUCUUUAUCUCUACAUAUCUAUAUUCUGUCCAUUAUCUAUCUAUCUAUCUAUCUAUCUACUCCAUUGACUUUAUAUAUCUAUGUCCUCUUCAUUAUGUAUUUAUACAAUUCUUUUCGAUAUCUAUCUAUCGAUCUAUGUAUCUAUCUACUUCAUUGUCUUUAUCUCUAUAUGUCUAUAUGCUGCUCAUUAUCUAUCUUCGCAUUCCUUUUCGAUAUCUAUCUAUGCAUUUAUUUUCGUUAUCUAUCUAUCUAUCUAUCUAUCUAUGCAUUUAUUUUCGUUAUCUAUGCAUCUAUUUAUCUAUGUAUCUAUCUAUCUAUGCAUUUAUUUUCGUUAUCUAUCUAUCUAUCUAUGCAUUUAUUUUCGUUAUCUAUCUAUCUAUCUAUCUAUGCAUUUAUUUCCUUAUCUAUCUAUCUAUCUAUGCAUUUAUUUUCGUUAUCUAUCUAUCUAUCUAUGCAUUUAUUUCCUUAUCUAUCUAUCUAUCUAUCUAUGCAUUUAUUUUCGUUAUCUAUGUAUCUAUCUAUCUAUGCAUUUAUUUUCGUUAUCUAUCUAUUUAUCUAUCUAUCUAUCUAUCUAUGCAUUUAUUUUCGUUAUCUAUCUAUCUAUCUAUCUAUCUAUCUAAAUGUUUGCGUUAUCUAUGCAAUUCUUUUUGUUAUCUAUUUAUCUAUGCCGCUAUGUUCGUUAUCUAUCUAUAUCUUUCCGCUUAUUCUUUUAUUCCUAACUUUCUGCUUGUUUCUUUUUUACCUGUUUUAUUGAUUGAUUCAUUCAUUACUUUUCUUUCUUUCUUUCUUUCCGUUCUUUCCUUCUUUCUUUCCGUUCUUCUUUCUUUCUUUCCGUUCUUUCAUUCUUUCUUUCCGUUCUUUCUUUCUUUCUUUCCGUUCUUCUUUCUUUCUUUCUUUCCGUUCUUCUUUCUUUCUUUCUUUCCGUUCUUCUUUCUUUCUUUCUUUCCGUUCUUCUUUCUUUCCGUUCUUUCAUUCUUUCUUUCCGUUCUUCUUUCUUUCUUUCCGUUCUUUCAUUCUUUCUUUCCGUUCUUUCAUUCUUUCUUUCCGUUCUUUCAUUCUUUCUUUCCGUUCUUCUUUCUUUCUUUCUUUCUUUCUUUCUUUCUUUCCGUUCUUUCUUUCUUUCCGUUCUUUCUUUCUUUCCGUUCUUCUUUCUUUCUUUCUUUCUUUCCGUUCUUCUUUCUUUCUUUCUUUCUUUCUUUCCGUUCUUCUUUCUUUCUUUCCGUUCUUCUUUCUUUCUUUCUUUCCGUUCUUUCUUUCUUUCUUUCCGUUCUUCUUUCUUUCUUUCUUUCUUUCUUUCUUUCCGUUCUUCUUUCUUUCUUUCUUUCUUUCCGUUCUUUCUUUCUUUCUUUCUUUCUUUCUUACCGUUCUUCUUUCUUUCUUACCGUUCUUCUUUCUUUCUACCUUUCUUUCUUUCCUUCUUUCUUUCUUUUUUUUAUAAUUUUUGUUCGUUCGUUUGUUUGUUUUAUUCUUUCUCUCUUAUUUUUUGUUUAUUUGUAUCCUUAUUUCUUUCUCAUUUUAUGUUUGUACACUUCUUCCGUUCAUUUUCAUGUUCGCACGCUAUUUUCUUAUUCUUUCUUUAUUUCUUUCUUUCUUUCUUUCUUGUUUGCCUGUUUCUAUCUUAACUUAAUUCUUCUUUCUUUCUUUCUGUUUGUACACUUCUUGCUUUUUCUUUCUUUCUUCCGUUCUCAUUUUAUGUUUGUACGCUUCUUUCUUUCUUUCUUUUUCGCUUUUCCUUCCUUCCUUUCUUAUUUUAUGUUUUUAUGCUUCUUUUUUCUUUCUUUCUUUCUUUCUUUUUGUACACUUCUUUGUUUUCCUUUUUUCUGUUAUUUCUUUCUUUUUCUUUCUUUCUUAUUUUAUGUUUGUACAUUACUCUCUUUCUUUUUCGUUUUCUUUCUUUUUUUCUUAUUUUAUGAAUAUACGUUUCUUUCUUUUUCAUGUUUGUACGCUUCUUUUUUUCUUUAUUUCUUUCUUAUUUUAUGUUGCUAUGUUUCUUCCUUUUUUUCUUUUAUCUUUGCAUGCUUCUUUCUUUCUUUCUUUCUUUCUUUCUUUCUUGUUUGCCUGUUUCUAUCUUAA